AUGUCACAUACAAGACGACCGGAGCAUACCGGCCCACCUGAAAUCGUAAGCUCUUUCAUAAUUUACACUUUCUGGGUGCAGUUUUAUAACGAGGUCGAGGCCCUGAAGUAUACAUCCAAGUAUGCCUUUUCGUCUUCAUUGCCAAAAUAUGUAGCUCGCAUAUAAUAGAUGUGCAAACGAAACUCUCAGAAAGAGCUCUCGAAUUGUUGGCUCUUCCUGCAGAUGAAUCUGCCAUCCUUUUAGACAUUGGGUAGGAUAAACUGAAAAUCUUGACAUGUGUUUAGAUGUGGUUCCUGUCUAAGUGGCGAGGUCUUAACAGAAAACGGACAUACUUGGAUUGGAAUUGACAUAAGUGCUGCCAUGUUGAAUGUAGCUCGCGAACGAGGUUGUGAAGGCGAUCUAAUUAUGGGUGACAUUGGCGCUUUCAUGCCUUUCCGAAGUGGGUCGUUUGACGGCGCCAUCAGCAUCUCAGCAGUUCAGUGGCUCUUCAACUCUGACAGAGCAAACCACAACCCGAUUCGACGAAUUAGAACAUUUUUCGGAUCACUAUACGCCUGUCUUUCGCGUGGUGCACGUGCCGUUCUCCAAUGCUACCCUGAAAGUAGCCAACAGCUUGACAUCCUUCAGACUGAAGCAGUACGUGCAGGCUUUACUGGUGGCCUUGUCGUCGAUUUUCCUAACAGUACAAGAGCCAAAAAGUGAGUACGUAUGUUUGGGACUGACUAAGAUACGGUUGUAACAUUUUUUGCCGUUAGCCGAAAGCGACGCUAAUUUCUCGCCUUGUGCCCCCAUGAGCUUGUUAACCCUCUCACAGCACUUUAAUACGCAUGUGGUUUCUCCGAAUUUCAUAAUAUAGGAGUGAAUUGUUUUACUUCCCCAAAAAACUCUUGUCUCGUAAACCGUUAGAUGAAAACCUUGUCAGAUAUGCCAUUAUCUCAAAACUGUCGACUCCACCUAAAGUUUUUUUUUCCGGAAUUUGAUUAACUUAUUUACUUCUGUCCCAUCAGUGUAGCCCUUUCUCGACCAGUAACGGAUAUGGUGUAUAGAAACUAGGUUGCCCUAAACGCAUGUAUCAGUUGAUGCUAUUGGUGAUGCUUAAAAUGGCCCUUUGGGAGCGCCCGCGACGAACCCUGACUACAUGACUGGCUUUUGAAGGUCCUUAGAGUAAGUUUAAACUGCACUUGUCCGUCUAGUUUCUAAACCCUUGAAAUAAGACGAAACUCAAAUAGUAUGGGAAAACAAAGUAUAGUCCAGCCUUCUUUGAUGGCCGGCUGCUCGGAACGAUUAUUCGUUUACAUCUCUUGUAUGCUGCUGAUGCGACUGUCAGCCGAGAUACGGCACUACAUAUGCUUUGCGAAAGUUUUAGGUGUCCUUCUGCGUGAUUUAACGAAAGGCAAGAGUCUUUAUCACCAAACGUCCGUCCGCUGCGGACCAGGACCACCACUCGCCGAUGAAACACUGUAACGGCCUGCAGCGUUUUAGCGUUAGUCCUGGGUAAAAAUUAACUUAGACGCCCUUGUGCUCUGAACGGCUCUUCAUGGGCACCGAUUCAUCUCUACCAUCUUCAGGACAGUAUCUAAAACAUAUGACAACGAAAUCCAAGUGUUCGAAGUCCUCAUCGGCCGUUAUGUCCACUCGCGGUCAAUGGUUUUUCGCAAGAUACCGCAGACUUGCCUGUCCAUUAAACGGCCUUAAUCUGACGGUCCGAGCUAGCUAGAGACUAUAAAAAGUGAAAGGGGCAAGUUAUUAAAAAAGUUUCCGUUGCAGGAAGAACGGCCCACUUCCGUGAAACCCAAGAGCGUGCACAAGCUUUCUUUUUUGUCUAAACAAAGGCUAUAUAUGAAAUAAAUAAUGCGGUAAUCUAGCGACCGUCAGAGAGAGUAGCACCGGUUUUCCCGCAUAACCGCUCUAUCGACAGUAAUUUCAUUGACUGACCCCGUCAUCUCUUUCUCAUUGAAUGCCGCUCAUUUCAGUCCAUGCUUAAUGUACGAUGGAUGGAGCGUCUCGAAUGGUCCAUAAGGCGUCCAAUUCAAACUAGACUACACUCUCAGUCCUGGCAGGCCAUAAUAUCCGCAGGUUACGGCAUAUCUUUGAGGUUUGGAAAGUAAACUGGCGAUUCAGCCGCGACGUACGGAGAACGUUUUAGUAUCCUUCCAUGAAAAAUCAGCUACUUUAACAACGCGUUCGCGCGGUGUCAACCCGAUUAAUCGAGUUCUAAAUUUUCUUCAGGUUAUACAUCUCAGUGCAAACUGAUUAUUUGUGAGCAGAGCUUAUGUGGUUUGAUUUUGCACCCCGCUUUUAGGUACUUCUUCGUUCUCGACGUCGGUCCAGGACGCAAUGUCCCACAGGGCUUGUCUGACGAGUCAGAAUCAAAUAGCAUCAACAUCAUCUCCCGAAGUCGGUUGGAAGUCCUUCGCGAAGCGCGCACAUCUAAACGUCCGCCGAAGAAAAGCACCGCUUGGAUAAAGCACAAGAAGGAGGUUGCACGGCAGCGCAUGAAAGAAGUAGCUCACGACUCACGCUACACGGGCCGCAAACGACGUCCCAAAUUUUGA
Messenger RNA from Spirometra erinaceieuropaei, 2555 nucleotides. The record is from the annotation of a GenBank genome assembly. NCBI's taxonomy places the organism in Eukaryota, Metazoa, Platyhelminthes, Cestoda, Diphyllobothriidea, Diphyllobothriidae.